AUGUUCGAGGAUCGCGCACUGAUGGGUCGACUCAAAGCUGGAGGUUUUGAUCUGAUUUUGGCCGAUCCUUACCAUGUAGCCGGUGUCAUGAUGGCCCAUGUACUUGAGAAGCCGUUGGUGCUUUUUGGCAGGUGGAUGAUAGCCGGGGACCUCCACUUUAAUUUAGCCCCGUCGCCACUUUCUUUUGUGCCCAUGAUAAGUUCACGCCUGAGCGACAGGAUGUUGCUUUUGGACAGAUUGAGGAACGUGUUGAUAUAUGGAAUAUCGAGAUACAUGAACAACUUCCACAUUUACCCAGUUUACAACAAACUGUGCCAGCUUUACCUCAAUAGUGACAUUACGGUGGAAGAACUUUAUCAAAAGGCUGAUAUCGUGCUAAUGAAGGUUGACUUUGCCUUUGAGUAUCCUCGGCCGACCGUGCCAAACCUGGUUUACAUCGGAGGUUUUCAGUGCAGCCGGGGUCGACCGCUCCCUGCUGAACUGCAGCGGUUCAUGGACAGUUCUGGCGAGGAUGGCGUGGUGAUCUUCUCCUUAGGAAGUGUGGUGGGCUUCCUUCCACCAGAGCUGGCGAGUGAAGUCGCGGCGGGACUAGCCCGACUCCCUCAGAGGGUGAUCUGGCGGUUUACUGGAAGACUGCCCUCAACCUUAGGGAACAACACUAAGAUAAUGAGCUGGCUUCCUCAAAAUGAUCUGCUGGGUCAUCCGAAGACAAGAGCGUUCAUCAGUCACGGUGGGGAAAAUGGGAUUUAUGAGGCCAUUUACCACGGGGUCCCCGUGGUUGGCAUCCCAAUCUUAUUUGAUCAAUAUGAUAACCUUCUGCGUCUCAAAACCCGAGGAGCUGCGGUCAUGUUAGAUUUGGCUCACUUGAAAAGAGACGAUGUUUUCCAGGCAGUCAAGACCGUCAUCGAGACCCCUUCCUAUGGGGAGAACAUGAAACGAAUAUCUGCCUUGCACAGAGAUGUUCCAGUGGAGCCAAAGGAGCUGGCUGUUUUCUGGGUUGAAUACACAAUAAGGCACCGAGGGGCUGCUCAUUUUAGAUCCGCGGGUAAUGAGCUGCCAUUCUAUCAGUACUACUUACUGGAUGUGUUUGUCAUUGUUCUGGUUUUCGUGGGGCUUUUCCUUUAUCUUGCAUUUAAAUUGCUAAAAACUUUACUUGUCAAAGUGUGCUCGGGGAAGAAGAGGAAACAGGACUAA
Messenger RNA from Pristis pectinata (smalltooth sawfish), 1194 nucleotides. RefSeq names its product UDP-glucuronosyltransferase 2C1-like. Lineage: Eukaryota; Metazoa; Chordata; Chondrichthyes; Rhinopristiformes; Pristidae. The record is from RefSeq and is a predicted model, not a curated record. The transcript has a single exon. Bases 1 to 1194 code for a protein of 397 amino acids. Gene Ontology annotation, molecular function: UDP-glycosyltransferase activity.